This is a messenger RNA of Penaeus vannamei (Pacific white shrimp), 1395 nucleotides long. The record is from RefSeq and is a predicted model, not a curated record. NCBI's taxonomy places the organism in Eukaryota, Metazoa, Arthropoda, Malacostraca, Decapoda, Penaeidae.
AUGUCUUUUUAUGCGGCGGCUCCCUUCUUGUGCAGGUGCCUGUUGAAAGUGCGAAGCAGCGGCUUCCUCUGGAUCAGUAAGAUAACGGCAAGAGGCAGUCGGACUAUAUGCUGGAAGAUCACACUGUUGUCUUUAAGCAUUGCUGUGGUGCUGUUACUUGUCCAUGACAACCUUCUCUCCCCGCCCAGCAUUCCCAGGCAAGCUUAUAAUGACAAACAGACUCUGCAGACAAUUAAAAGCACAGAGAAAACGGAACCUAUCAUUUACGUCAUCACACCCACCUACAAACGCCCAGAGCAGAUCGCUGAGCUCACACGCCUCGGCCAGACUCUACUUAGCGUCUCCGGAAUCCACUGGAUCAUAGGAGACGACAGCUCGAAGGUGAACAAGCGGGUCUUAGAACUCCUUGAAUUCCUCGGCAUCCCUCACACUUACCUCUUGACGCCGAUGCCGGAAGUAUACAGGAAUGCAGUGGUCAAAGUGGGUCGUAAAGCGUGGCGUAGGAGCAAACGGGCGUUUGUGCAGUUACCGAGGGGCGUGGCCAACAGGAUGGGAGGACUUGACUGGGUUAAGAAACAUGCAUCGUCAGGAGUCGUUUACUUCGCUGACGACGACAACACCUACGACAUCAGGCUCUUCGAAGAGAUGCGAUAUACCAAGCGGGUGUCCAUGUGGCCAGUGGGGCUCAUGUCGUCCUCGGGAGUAUCGACGCCCGUCCUCCAGAAAGGGGAGUUUAUUGGCUGGUACGACGGCUUCAUUUCCAACCGAGUGUUCCCCGUAGAUAUGGCUGGAUUUGCCGUGUCCGUUGAGCUCCUUCACCAGGCCCCGAAUGCCAGCAUGCCAUUCAAAGCGGGGCAUGAAGAGACUGGGUUCCUCGAGAGUCUGGGGAUCAGCGUGGCGGACAUCGAAUUCAGAGCCGACAAUUGUUCCAAGAUCUACGUAUGGCAUACUCAGACAGUGAGGAUAUAUGUUUCUCGGAGACUCGAGUUCAUGCGAAAACAGUACAGAGACUCGAAUGUGGGAAUUCUUAUGGAAAGCAUGACUAUUCUGUACGGGAAGAUACCCCCAGCUUGGCGUGGCUUAGUCGCAGACAUGACUAAAUCAUCAAAGAGAAGAAUAGCAAAACCCCCAACCGUGUCAAAGGACGACGUCUUCGCUAAAGUGCCAACCAUGGUCUUGAUAUAUACUUAUAUGGUCCUUGGUGCCAACGAGGGUGGGCGAGCAGGACCUCUGUCGACGCUGAACGCAGCGCAGCCCACCACGCAAUUCACCUUCGACGACGACUCCUUGCUCUCGGAAUCCAGAAAGCCCAUUAACAAGGACGACUUCAUCCAUGUCGGUCGUCGGCUCCUUUCUCCGAGAGCCACGAAUUCCUGGAGGAAAGCCGACUUGUAA